CAUGUCGCUAUGAAAAGGGUGCCUGGUCGGAAUGCGUUAAUGGUCAAAUGACGAGGCAAGACAUAUUGAAAUCGACAGCAGCAGCCAAUCCGGCAGGCGGAACUGACACCGCCGCAGAGUCCAGCUGUGAGCCGAUGCGUAAUAUCAACAAGAAGUGUAAUGCCGGCGGAGCAAAGAUGGUCAGCAAGGCCAACAAAGAGCGAAAGCAUAAGGAGAAAGGACAGCGCCGAGCACAAAAGCAGGCAUAGUGAGAUUGACGAAACCAAUAAAAAUGUAGCAGCAAUGUGUCAAAUGGACGAAUGCACAAAAUUUUUAUAUUAACUGAUGUAAUUUUACUUAUACAUAUUUUUAAAUAAACAUAAAACCACGAACUAGUGCAUACUUACAAAUAUACAUUAGAAAUUAUUUAGUAC
This is a messenger RNA of Rhagoletis pomonella (apple maggot), 413 nucleotides long. RefSeq lists its product as uncharacterized. NCBI's taxonomy places the organism in Eukaryota, Metazoa, Arthropoda, Insecta, Diptera, Tephritidae. Gene Ontology annotation, biological process: mesoderm morphogenesis. Gene Ontology annotation, cellular component: extracellular region. The record is from RefSeq and is a predicted model, not a curated record. Gene Ontology annotation, molecular function: heparin binding; growth factor activity.